Oncorhynchus nerka (sockeye salmon) is the source of this 2294-nucleotide messenger RNA. RefSeq names its product homeobox protein OTX1 B-like. Lineage: Eukaryota; Metazoa; Chordata; Actinopteri; Salmoniformes; Salmonidae. Gene Ontology annotation, biological process: multicellular organism development; regulation of transcription by RNA polymerase II. Gene Ontology annotation, molecular function: RNA polymerase II cis-regulatory region sequence-specific DNA binding; DNA-binding transcription factor activity, RNA polymerase II-specific. The transcript has 6 exons. Gene Ontology annotation, cellular component: nucleus. The coding region runs from base 453 to 1544 and encodes 363 amino acids. The record is from RefSeq and is a predicted model, not a curated record.
CCUCACCCUCGGUGUUCACCCGCGCCCCCGCGGGCCGGAGGGGGGAGCGGCGGCCCGGGAUUAGCACCUUAUUAGCUUCACAGGAGGCUUCGCAUUUUUUUUAAAGCUGACACCUCGACAUCCGCGCCGAGGCUACGUUACCAAUGGGGAAACAUGCACUCCGGCUCGACUCCAUGACAAUACGCGCUUCAAAAGGCUCAGAGGGAUGAGAGGGUUGUCGAUGGCACAGUCACACACAGCGACAAGAAGACUGGUCGGGGACAGUGAGUAUGCUAGCUACCUGUCAACCCAUCUGACCUCCCAGUGCCCUGUUGAAGGCUGGCGUGCCUAGGACUACAUGAUGCUCGUGUCUCCAUUGUGAGGAGGACACCAGGAUUUCAUCAAGGGACUGCAACAUCGGGGGAAACGAACAUUUCCGCACGGACUUUGGUUUCCCCGUGUCCGUUUCUAGCAUGAUGUCAUACCUCAAACAGGCCCCGUACGGCAUGAACGGAAUGGGGCUCAGCGGUACGGCCAUGGACCUACUGCACCCAUCAGUGGGGUAUCCAGAUCGAAAUGGCUUCGAAGAGUUUCCAUUGACAGGUUUCUAUUCCAUUUCAGCGCAUCCGAGGAAACAGCGGAGAGAGAGGACAACUUUUACUCGCACUCAGCUGGACAUUCUGGAGUCCCUUUUCGGCAAGACGCGCUACCCAGACAUUUUCAUGCGGGAAGAAGUCGCACUGAAAAUCAAUUUGCCUGAGUCUAGAGUCCAGGUAUGGUUCAAGAACAGGAGAGCCAAGUGCCGUCAGCAGGCCCAGAGUGGAAACAAUGCUAAAGUCCGGCCUGCCAAGAAGAAGUCCUCUCCAACCAGGGAGAGCACAGGCUCAGAGAGCAGUGGUCAGUUCACCCCUCCGGCAGUGACCAGCACCGGCUCCUCUUCCUCUUCCUCUGCCUCGUCCGGUGGCUCUCAUCCCUCCGGCCAUGGAGGCCAAGGCCUGAGCAGCACUUCUACCUCCGUCACCGCCCCAGUGUCCUCCAUCUGGAGCCCUGCGCCCAUCUCCCCGGCCCCCGCACCACCCCCUGUCCCCGACCCCACUCCCCCCACCAAUGCCUCCUGCAUGCAGAGGUCUGUGUCAGGUACUGGAGGCACGUCCUCCUACCCGGUGUCCUACAGCCAGACAGCGGCGUCCUAUGGGCAGGGCUACCCCGCCCCGGCGUCAACGGGCUCCUACUUCGGAGGGGUGGAAUGCAGCUCGUACCUGGCCCCCAUGCACUCUCACCACCACCCCCACCAUACGCACCAGCUCAGCCCCAUGACGGGCUCCUCUAUGUCUGGCCAUCCACACCACCACAUAGGGCAGACCUCAGGGCACCACCACCAUCACCACCCCCACCACCACCAGGCCUACAGCGGGGCCGGCCUGGCCUUCAACUCCUCAGACUGUCUGGAUUACAAAGAACAAACGGCCGCGGCCGCAGCCUCUUCAUGGAAACUCAACUUCAACACCACCGACUGCUUGGACUACAAAGACCAGGCUUCCUCCUGGCGUUUCCAAGUCUUGUGACUUUUUUUUUACUCCUUUCAAAUAAGUAUUUUUGUUUCGUUUUUUUUGUUGAAGAGCUUUUUUCUUCAAAGCAUUAAUAAUAGUAGAGACAAUUAUAAAGCAUUUUUUAAGUUAAUGUUUGGAAAAAUCAAGUAGCUCACAGAUGAAAAAGCCUGUAAGGGUGGCAUCUUCUUUGACCAUUUCAUGAAUCAACUUUAGAACAUGCUUGAAUUGGACCCCCUCACCCGUACUUUGGAACAUCAAGGAAUAUUUUUCUACACGUGAACUCUGAAAAUUGCCCUCCAACAAGUUUAAAGUAUGUAGUUUAUCCCUUUGAGUUAGAAUUGUUUUUUUCAGGAUGGAGCAAGAGCUCUGUGUUAUGGAUUUUCCAUAAAUAUUCCCAAGAACGACCAAUUGAGGGCGAACCUUUUGUCACAAAAUUUGUUUUAUGGAAAAAUAUGAUAUUUUAUGCUCAUGUAUUUGAUAUAGGCCUACCCAUUAGAGACCAUUUAAAUUGAGAAAUUAAGAUGCUGCUAUUGUUUUCAGUUUUCUGAUAUUCAAAUUUAUGUUAAUUCCAACUUGAAUAUUGUUCAUUGUCCGAACUGUAGUGUUGUAUUUUGGAAGUUUAUUUGCAGCACUUGUUUAUAAGGUAAAAUAUUUUGCUAUUGUUCUUUACGAAGAAAAUGUGAAUUAGACACGCAAUGUCAGUAUUCCAAUGAAAUAAAAAAAUGUACAUUCGUGUCUUUAUAAUAAAGAUUCGUUAAAAACAUG